Messenger RNA from Coregonus sp. 'balchen', 3749 nucleotides. The record is from the annotation of a GenBank genome assembly. NCBI's taxonomy places the organism in Eukaryota, Metazoa, Chordata, Actinopteri, Salmoniformes, Salmonidae.
AUGAAGUCUGUAUCGUGUAUUAACAUUCUCUCCAACCCUAAGCAACAGCAGCAGCCGCAGCCAAUCCGCAUCAUCCAGUCUCAGCGCGUGCAGCCCACAUCGCUGCCCAAGCCUGUGCCCUCCAUCCACCAUGUCCCGCAUCCGCCCCAUACGCCCCAUGCUGCCUCCCUGCCCAGCUGCCCUGGCCGGGGAAAGAUGGCCAAGUUUCUCAACCCUGAGGAGAUGACCUCCAGGGACUACUACUUUGACUCAUACGCCCACUUUGGCAUCCAUGAGGUAGGGCUGCCCUGGGGCUGUAUGUAUCAAGCAUCUCAAAGUAGUAGUGCUGAUCUAGGAUCAGCAUAAGAUUAGACGGGGGGGGGGGGGGGGGGGGGGGGGGGUUGCUUGAUCUUAGAUUAGCCUUCCUACUCUUUAUUAUUAUUAUUAUUAUGCCUACUUUGAGAUACUAUGUAAAUACAGGCCCAGUUCUUACCUACUGUAUCCUUACAUGACUCUAUGUAAAGUUAGUGCCACAAUAGACUGGCCCACUUUAGAACACUUCACAGUACUGCAUCUCCUCCCCAGAGAUGUACUGUGUUUCAGGGGAGGAAGAUGUCAGAAGGGUACAGAGCAUCUUUCAAGUUAGACCUGUGAGAUGGGGUUUGUUCUGUGACAUUUUUGGAAUGUGUACUACCGUUUAAAAGUUUGGGGUCACUUAGAAAUGUCCUUGUUUUCGAAAGAAAAGCACUUUUUUGUCUAUUAAAAGAACAUCAAAUUGAUCAGAAAUACAGUGUAGACAUUGUUAAUGUUGUAAAUGGCUAUUGUAGCUGGAAAUGGCAGAUUUUUAAUGGAAUAUCUACAGUGAGGGAAAAAAGUAUUUGAUCCCCUGCAGAUUUUGUACGUUUGCCCACUGACAAAGACAUGAUCAGUCUAUAAUUUUAAUGGUAGGUUUAUUUGAACAGUGAGAGACAGAAUAACAACAAAAAAAUCCAGAAAGACGCAUGUCAAAAAUGUUAUAAAUUGAUUUGCAUUUUAAUGAGAGAAAUAAGUAUUUGACCCCUCUGCAAAACAUGACUUAGUACUUGGUGGCAAAAUCCUUGUUGGCAAUCACAGAGGUCAGACGUUUCUUGUAGUUGGCCACCUGGUUUGCACACAUCUCAGGAGGGAUUUUGUCCCACUCCUCUUUGCAGAUCUUCUCCAAGUCAUUAAGGUUUCGAGGCUGACGUUUGGCAACUCGAACCUUCAGCUCCCUCCACAGAUUUUCUAUGGGAUUAAGGUCUGGAGACUGGCUAGGCCACUCCAGGACCUUAAUGUGCUUCUUCUUGAGCCACUCCUUUGUUGCCUUGGCCGUGUGUUUUGGGUCAUUGUCAUGCUGGAAUACCCAUCCACGACCCAUUUUCAAUGCCCUGGCUGAGGGAAGGAGGUUCUCACCCAAGAUUUGACGGUACAUGGCCCCGUCCAUCGUCCCUUUGAUGCGGUGAAGUUGUCCUAUCCCCUUAGCAGAAAAACAACCCCAAAGCAUAAUGUUUCCACCUCCAUGUUUGACGGUGGGGAUGGUGUUCUUGGGGUCAUAGGCAGCAUUCCUCCUCCUCCAAACACGGCGAGUUGAGUUGAUGCCAAAGAGCUCCCUUUUGGUCUCAUCUGACCACAACACUUUCACCCAGUUCUCCUCUGAAUCAUUCAGAUGUUCAUUGGCAAACUUCAGACGGGCAUGUAUAUGUGCUUUCUUGAGCAGGGAGACAUUGCGGGCGCUGCAGGAUUUCAGUCCUUCACGGCGUAGUGUGUUACCAAUUUUUUUCUUGGUGACUAUGGUCCCAGCUGCCUUGAGAUCAUUGACAAGAUCCUCCCGUGUAGUUCUGGGCUGAUUCCUCACCGUUCUCAUGAUCAUUGCAACUCCACAAGGUGAGAUCUUGCAUGGAGCCCCAGGCCGAGGGAGAUUGACAGGUCUUUUGUGUUUCUUCCAUUUGCGAAUAAUUGCACCAACUGUUGUCACCUUCUCACCAAGCUGCUUGGCGAUGGUCUUGUAGCCCAUUCCAGCCUUGUGUAGGUCUACAAUACUGUCCCUGAUAUCCUUGGAGAGCUCUUUGGUCUUGGCCAUGGUGGAGAAUUUGGAAUCUGAUUGAUUGAUUGCUUCUGUGGACAGGUGUCUUUUAUACAGGUAACAAACUGAUUAGGAGCACUCCCUUUAAGAGUGUGCUCCUAAUCUCAGCUCGUUACCUGUAUAAAAGAAACCUGGGAGCCAGAAAUCUUUCUGAUUGAGAGGGGGUCAACUACUUAUUUCCCUCAUUAAAAUGCAAAUAAAUUUCUAACAUUUUUGACAUGCGUUUUUCUGGAUUACUUUGUUAUUAUUCUAUCUCUCACUGUUUAAAUAAACCUACCAUUAAAAUUAUAGACUGAUCAUUUCUUUGUCAGUGGGCAAACGUACAAAAUCAGCAAUGGAUCAAAUACUUUUUCCCCCUCACUGUACAUAGGCGUACAGAGGCCCAUUAUCAGCAACCAUCAGUCCUGUGUUCUAAUGGCACGUUGUGUUUGCUAAUCCAAGUUUAUAAUUUUAAAAGGCUAAUUGAUCAUUAGAAAACACUUUUGCAAUUAUGUUAGCACAGCUGAAAACGGUUGUGCUGAUUUAAAGAAGCAAUACAACUGGCCUUCUUGAGACUAUUUGAGUAUCUGGAGCAUCAGCAAUUGUGGGUUCGAUUACAGGCUCAAAAUGGCCAGAAACAAAUAACUUUCUUCUGAAACUCAUCAGUCUAUUCUUGUUCUGAGAAAUGAAGGCUAUUCCAUGCGAGAAAUUGCCAAGAAACUGAAGAUCUCGUACAACGCUGUGUACUACUCCCUUCACAGAACAGCGCAAACUGGCCAGUCUGAGAUAUUGCUUUUUCUUUGCAACUCUGCCUAGAAGGUCAGCAUCCCGGAGUCGCCUCUUCACUGUUGACAUUGAGACUGGUGUUUUGCGGGUACUAUUUAAUGAAGCUGCCAGUUGAGGACCUGUGAGGCGUCUGUUUCUGAUCAAUUUAAUGUUGUUUUAAUGGACAAAAAAAUUGCUUUUCUUUCGAAAACAAGGACAUUUCUAAGUAACCCCAAACUUUUGAACGGUAGUGUAAGUCAGAUGGGUUUUUAUAAUUUCUGCUCUGUGAAUAUUCCUGACAGACAGUGUGAGAGAAUGGCUGAAAUUACUUAAGAGGGAUAUGCAGUAAUGCAAUGUUUUUCAAUGUGGACCAGUGUGUCUGAAAUGGAAGGGUAGGAUUACAGUGACUGCAGAUUAAUAUCUACAUAGCCUGUGCCAUUAUGAUUUUUAUCCAUACUACACUAAAUCUAUUUUCACAUUGUGACCUACUUGUUGUGUUUAUGUACUGACAUGUAUGUGUAACUGAUAGAGGCACACACACACUACAUGUUAAUGUUUUUAAAUGUAUGUAAAUUGUAAAGUCUUGUCUGUAAUGUUUUUUUCGUUAUAUGUCGGACCCCAGUAAGACUAGCUGUCGCCAUUGGAGUCGGCUAAUGGGGAUCCUAAUAAAUAAAACAAAUCUAAUUGUCAUGGAAAUUAAUACAGCUUUGAUAAAAAUAGAAAAAAGCACCUUGUUAUUCACCUUAUACACAGUUGAAAGAGGUUUGGAUAUCUCCCACCCUGACACCAAUCAUUUUUCACUGAGCAGGAGAUGCUGAAGGAUGAAGUGAGGACGCUGACCUACAGGAACUCCAUGUACCACAACAAGCACGCCUUUAAGGACAAGAUCGUCCUUGACGUGGGCAGUGGGACUGGUAUCCUGUCC